Nicotiana attenuata is the source of this 1344-nucleotide messenger RNA. RefSeq lists its product as uncharacterized. The record is from RefSeq and is a predicted model, not a curated record. The coding region runs from base 1 to 1344 and encodes 447 amino acids. Lineage: Eukaryota; Viridiplantae; Streptophyta; Magnoliopsida; Solanales; Solanaceae. Gene Ontology annotation, biological process: telomere maintenance; DNA repair. The transcript has 2 exons. Gene Ontology annotation, molecular function: DNA helicase activity.
AUGUAUGUAAAACCUAGGAGAGAAAUUGCGACCGAGUCAAAAUUACAAGUUUAUGUCCCAAAUGAUCAGGCAGAGCUAAUAGAUGACGAAUUGAAAAAUCGUUGUUUACAAAAGUUGGAAAAAGUUUUGAAAAGCUGUGGACGAAGUUUUCAUGAUUUUCCAACAAUGCCAAGACCUCUUUACAAUGAGGAAGAAGUUGACCACGGCAAUAGGUUAAUCCAUGAUGAAUUGCGUUAUAAUCGUCGUUCUCUGUUAGAGGAACAUCAACAAUUAUUAAUGAAUUUGACAGUUGAACAAAAGUCGGUUUAUGACAAAAUUAUGAGGGCAGUGAAAGAAGCCAAAGGUGGAUUCUUCUUUUUGUAUGGUUAUGGAGGAACUGGAAAGACUUUUAUUUGGAAGACUCUGUCUUCUGGCAUACGAUCUAGAGGAGACAUCGUGUUAACUGUUGCAUCAAGUGGAAUUGCAUCUCUUUUGUUACCAGGUGGUAGAACAGCUCAUUCGAGAUUUGCAAUCCCUCUUAAUCUAACUGAAGAUUCAACAUGCAAUAUAAAGCAAGGUAGUCCUCUAGCAAAUUUGAUUAUAAAGACAAAGUUGAUUAUUUGGGAUGAGGCACCAAUGAUGCAUAAAUAUUGUUUUGAAGCUCUUGAUCAAACUCUUAGAGAUAUUCUUAGAUUUAAAGACACAUCCAGUGCUGAUAAACCUUUUGGAGGUAAAACAGUUGUUCUUGGUGGCGACUUCAGACAAAUUUUGCCUGUCAUUGCAAAAGGAUCUAGGCAAGAUAUUGUUAACGCUACUCUGAAUUCUUCGUAUUUGUGGGCCCACUGUGAAGUCUUAAAUCUAACAAAGAAUAUGAGGUUACAAAGAGAUCAGUUAGAUGCAGAUUCGGAUGAGUUAAAAAACUUUUCUGAAUGGAUUUUAGCAAUCGGUGAUGGAAGUAUUAGGAGUUCCAUUGAUGGCAUUGAGAAAGUCCAAAUCCCCGAUGAUCUUCUCAUAAAUAAUUGUGAUGAUCCAAUAUCGGCAAUUGUUGAAAGUACAUAUCCAUAUUUCUUUAACCAUGUCAAUGACAUUGAUUACCUCCAGCAAAGAGCAAUUCUUGCUCCGACUCUUGAUAUGGUUGAGUCGAUCAAUGAAUAUAUGGUUUCACUCAAUCAUAGUCCUGAGAAGACAUAUUUGAGUUCUGAUACAGUUUGUAUGUCUGAUCAUUCUUUUUCAGCUUUGGAGCACAUACAUACACCCGAAUUCCUAAACAGUAUUAAACUGUUCUGGAAAUUCCAAAUCACUCUAUACUUUGAAGUUGNGUUAUCGGACAAUGUUUUAAUACUUGGCUUGUCUAGCUCUGAUUAG